This is a messenger RNA of Puma concolor (puma), 8187 nucleotides long. The record is from RefSeq and is a predicted model, not a curated record. Lineage: Eukaryota; Metazoa; Chordata; Mammalia; Carnivora; Felidae.
AUGGGAUCUGGCUGGAGGGCGUUCAUCCGAGCCCUGCCCCUGCUCCUGCCCCUGCUGUCCUUGCCGCAGCCCAUUCCUGGGAGCAGCCCAGAGGAAGGUGGGCAGGCGGACACACAAGGACCCCCACCUACUCCAGGUGACUGGAUAAGAGCAGCUUUGAAUGAGCAUAAUCUCCCCUACUUCCCUGUCUUCCAGGGGGCUCAGGAGGAAGCUGGCCGGCUGGCUGCUGUGGCCGGGGCCAUGACCCGGGGACACCGGGAAGGACCUGGGUCCCGAGGGCCCAGGAGGCCUCUAAAGGCAUUUCUGAUGACUCAGAGAGAGGUCCACGCUAAUCCUGCGCCUUUUAUGAACACCGACGAGUCCAGCCGUCCUCUGGGUGCGCGGACACGGGCGGAAGGAGACCCGGGACUGGAGAAACCACCCUCGCUGGUGUCGCUGGUGUCGUGGGACAAGAACAUUCUGGAAACAACUGGUGAAGCGCCAUUAAGUGUGGUCAGCGGGAGAACAGGGGCUGCUUCAGAUCCAGGUGACAGUGCCAACAGAAACAACCAGGAACCUUCCGUUAAAAUCUCCAGCUCCUGGAGCAGCCGUGGCCCGCGCCCCUGUCGCCAACGGAUGUGUGUGGCUGGGAAAGUAAGCAGUGCCUUCUGUGGUCUUCCCCAGUGCACCCGCCCUGUGGUGGGCUCCUGCAGCGUGACGGUGGGGACCCCCUCCUGCACCACGGGACGGCAGCGCUCUGCAGAGGACGUGGCCCCGGACCUGCUUCCAGGGACUGACGUCACGUCGGCCGCUGUCGCGAUGGGGGCCCCGGUCGGGGCGCGUGCAUCCACUGAAACCAGCGCCCCGAUUUCACAUUCUCCCACCUUGCCCAGAAGCUGCCUCGGCCACGAUGGCUUGGUGUCCUGGCCUCGUCCCAAGCAGCUCUGUCCCCUCACUCAGUGUCUCCCUGGGGCCAUCUCCGUGCAAGGUCCUGCCGACGCAGUUGAUCCCGCCGUUCAUUGCUUCCCAGAAGCUGACACUUGGGCCCCUCCGAGUCUGGGGUUUCGGGUCCAGGUGGCUUCCGAUGCGAGUCUGUGUCUGCUCCUGGAUUUCGGGGACGGCUGUGGAGUUCAAGUGAGGAUCCGCGACGUGUCCGAGGGAACGGCGGUCACCGCCUUCCACCAGUUUGGGAAAGAAGGAGUCUACAUGCUCAAGGCAGUUAUUCACAGUGAGUUCUGUGGAACUGAAAAGGAGCUCGGCCCCUAUUAUGUGGACAUCGGCCCUGCGACCGUGUCCGUGUCCAUGAACUCCAGCAGCAUCCACAAAGACGGGCUUCUUGUCCUCACGGACUCCCGCACGGAUCAGAAAGGCACUGUCGUCACACAUCGUUUUCCAACUGGGCCCUCGUGGAACGUGUCCUUCACUUCUCGGACACGAGCGGGCGGCGGCCAGGCGUGGAAACCCGUGACUGUUCGGUUCCAGAUGCAGCCCGUCUCUGUCUACACUAACGGAACCGUGUUUGCCACCGACACCGACAUCACCUUUCUGGCUGUGACCAAGGAGACGGUCCCCCUGGAGUUCCUGUGGUAUUUCGGAGAAGGCCCACCCGUGAGGACAACUUCCAGGAGCGUUAGGAAAAGACUCCGCAUCCCCCAGUGGUACAGCGUGACGGUGCAGGCUUCCAGCAGGCUGGGCAGGGUGGCCUCGGAGCCCCACCGCAUCAGGGCGCAGAGGAGAAUCAUCGCCAAUCGGCUCGCGUCCCCGUCCUCAGCUCUGCUCAACACCAGCGUGACCUUUGAGUGCAGACUCAACUUCGGCAGCGACGUCGCUUUCCUGUGGGACUUUGGGGACGGCGCCGUGGGCCCGGGGGGCAGCUCUGCCAGCCACAGCUACAGCAGGGAAGGGGAGUUUACCGUCCAGGUCCUCGCCUUCAACGAUGUCAGCACCGCCUCCCUGAGAAAGCAAAUUUUCGUCGUGCGUGAGCCCUGCCAGCCGCCCCCGGUGAAGAACAUGGGGCCGGGGAAGGUGCAGGUAUGGAGAUCUCAGCCCGUGAACCUGGGUGUGACAUUCGAGUCUGCGAUCCUCUGUGACAUCUCCCAAGGCCUCUCCUACACCUGGACCUUCUGGAACUCCGAGGGGGCACGGGUGCCCCUGCCCGCUGCUGUCAGCACUCACGGGCAGACCCUCACCGUCCCCGGCUACUUCCUGCAGCCCGGGAACUACACUGCACUUGCCAAGGUUCAGGUGGAAGGCAGCGUCGUGCACAGCAGCUACCGUGUGGGGGUGGAGGUGCGAGCCCGGGCCCCCGUGAGCGUCAUCUCCGAGGGCACGCACCUGUUCAUCUCCAGAGCCCCCUCGUUCAUCGUCGUCCUCAGGGGAUCCCAGUCCUAUGACCCAGACAGUCCUGGGGCCGUUCUCAGGUAUCACUGGAGGUGCACCGCGGCCAGCGCCCCUGGGCACCCCUGCUUCUCCGCCUCCUCCCCACGCAGCCUGGACGCCGGGGCUCCCACCCUUUCCUUUCCUGCGGACUCUCUGAGUGACAGCUAUGACCAGUUUCUCGUGACACUGAUGGUGUCCAGCGGUGGCCGGAACUCUUCAGAGGCACAGGUGUUCCUGUCCCCUCGCCCCAACUCGGCACUCAGAUUUGUCCACAUCUCCUGGGUCAACUUUAGAGACGUCUUUGUUAACUGGAACGAGGAACUUUGUCUUCAGGCUGAGUGCGAAGUCUGUGGCCAAGUGUCCGGGCUGUCCUACUCCUGGGACCUCUUCCUGGUCAACGCAACAGAAGGGACUAGUGUGGAAGUUCCCUUUUGUAGGACGGUGGGGCUGCUGGGCUCUGCCGGGCUGGGGGCCGUUUCCAGGCCACCAGAUUCCAGUCCACCGUCCACGGAGCCGAGCUGGCCGGAGUGCCACACAACGGGAGCGCCGUUCUCACAGGAGCCGCCACAGACCCGGGGCCAGCCCGGCCUUUCAGCCGCGGGGAAACCCUCCUCAGGGCCCACGGUCAGCCGACACUGGGUUCCCGCCACGGGUGACGCUGCGGCCCUGGGAGUGACUCCCCAGGACCAGGGCUCUCCAGGACCCAGCUCCCCUGGAGGAAGUUCGCCCUCCCAGGGACUGUCCCCUUCCCCCUCUGAUUUUGAAGCCUAUUACGGCAAUAUCCAAGAAGCAGAGCUGUCCAGAGGGAGACAGCCCGCUGACUGUGAGUCCCUCACCUACUUCUCUUCGGGCUCCCUGCGCUUCCAAAAGCCCCAGGCCCAUGGGGGGGAGGAGCCUGCUGCACCCCUGCCUAUGGAGGUGCAGGGUGUCUGCCCGCUCCCCUGCCUUCAGAGCUUUCCCGUGACGGCUUCCGUGUGCCCCUUCUCCGCAGGUAUCACGGGACAGACUGUGACAAUCAAGCCAUUCGCACUGAGCCCUGGGAAGACCUACGUCCUGCAAGCCUCUGUGGCCUCCAAGCACGGCUUCCUGGGGCGAGCUCAGCUUUACGUGACGCUCAGGCCAGCUCCGUGGGCCGUGACCUGUCAAGUGCAGCCACAUCGUGGCCUCGAGGCACACACCGUCUUCAGCAUCUUCUGCAUGUCAGGGAGACCGUGCUCCCAGGCCCAGUGCUCCCAGGUGGGACCGGUCCCGUUUGCUAGUGGCCUUGAGCUGCCGGCUCCCAGGGCCUGCAGGUCAGACGAGUGCCGAGGAAGUGGGAUCAUGCUGUCCACCGAGAUCACAGAUGGCUCGGGCUCCCGGGCACAGCCGUGUGCCGUGGCGGUGACUGUGCUGCCCCGUCUCCACGGGGGUCUCUGCCUGGACGAGGACAUAUAUAAUUCCAGCCUGAAGCACCUGUCCACCCUCCAGCUGAUGGGCAGUUACGCAGAAAUCAGGAACUACAUCACCAUGAUCGCCAGGAUCCUGAGUCGCUGGCCUGCAGACGACAGAAGUCCCCCGUGCGGCCAGUGGUCACGAAUACAGGAUGCGCUGAUUUCUUCCGCAUGCAGACUGCCUUCCACAGAUCAGGAGGAAAUGCUUGAUUCUGUUCUCCUGUUCAGGGACCUCCUGCGCUUCCCUCACAAGGUAAGCUUUACGAGUGCAGCUCUCGUCCUGAAGUCCACCCAGGCGCUCCUGGCUCAGAGCCUGCUCUCGGGGAGGCCCGCGGUGGCUGAGCGCACGAUGCUGGAGCUUAUACUGCUGGUGUCUGCCAUCUGGGAAGUGUCCGACCAGGAGACCCCGAGGAACGUGGGCUUCCUCCAAGAAGAGGGCAUUAAGGUCAUCUCGGCCCUCUUGUUGGAAGGUCUCUCUGCAGCCAAGGAGCGUCAGCUCUGUGUCAGCGCUGGGCAGAUGGAGUUCUGCACGCUUCUUCAUCACGACCAUCAGGGCGCUGUGCAGAGCCUGGGCCCUGUGCGCGUGCAUUUACCUGGUGGCCUGGCCAGACAGAGGCCUGCGGUGGCGGGGAUGCAAAGCCCGUGUUACAUUAGCCAGCUCAUGCUCUUCAAGAAGAACCCGUAUCCGGGGCGACGAGCUCCCGGCCAGAUUGGCUCGCUUGUCGCCCUGUCCCUGUUCACCUGCUCUGGCAGAAGGCCCAUCAGCAGGCAGCGGCUGAGGGAGCCUGUGGUCGUGGAGUUCGGGGAGGAAGACGGCCUGGGUGAGAGGAGAAACAGGACGACCUUUGCGUUGCUUCGGGAGACAGUGAAUUUUCAUCGGUUCACCGGGCGUUCCGAAAGCCCCCAGGAGUCUCUGCAGAUAAGGAUAGAAUUCUCUAGGCCCAUUUCAAGAGCGUUCCCGGUCAUGGUGCUGGUAAGGUUCUCUGAGAAACCUACUCCUUCCGAUUUUCUCGUGAAAAAGGUCUACGUCUGGGAUGAGCCCAUGGUACACGUGUAUGUCCCUGCCACUUCUCUGAGAGACACAAGCUUGGGAUACUUAUCCUUACUGGAUGCUGACUAUGACAGAAGCCCUCGGAACAAGUAUUUGGCCAAGGCCGUCAACUACACUGUGCGUUUCCAGUGGCUCCGAUGCGUCUUCUGGGAGACGAGGGAAUGGAGGUCUGCAAACUCCUCUCCGCAGCCAGGAGCUUCUCCAGGGAAAGUGAGCUGCAGCUACGAUCGCCUCGCACCGGUCUCUGUCGCAAGAAGAAACCUGAGUGCCGGCUUUUCAGUGGAGGGCGUUUCCAAGCUGCAGAGACACCCGGGAAACCUGCUUCCCAGUAUUUUGAUUGCGGUUUCUGUGGUUCUCUAUGCACUUUUGGUUACCAAAACCAGGCGUGUGGAUCGUCACGAGAGAGAGAAGGCGGGGUACAUUUUCCUGCAAGAAGACACUCCAGCCGACCACCAGCUGUACGCGGUUGUUGUAGACACAGGCUUCCGGGCUCCAGCCCACUGUAGCGCCAAGGUUUACAUUGUUUUGUGUGGAGAAAAUGGAGUUUCAGAACCCAGAGAACUCUACUGUCCAGAGAAGCCCCUGUUUAAAAGGAACUCCAGACAUACCUUUGUCCUGAGCACCCCAGCUCUGCUGGGCCCGCUCCGCAGGAUCCGCCUCUGGCACGACAGCCGCGGGCCCUGCCCCGCCUGGUACGUGAGCCACCUCAUGGUGCAGGAGCUGGGCACCGGGCCCGCGCGGCGCUGGCUCUUCCCCGCUGAGUGCUGGCUGGCAGCGGGCUGGGGGGAUGGCCACGUGCAGCGGGAGCUGGGCUGCCUUCGCCGGGGACCCGGCUUCUGGAAGCUCUUGUAUUCGAAGUUCACGGAGUAUCUGGAAGACUUCCACGUCUGGACCUCCGUGUACAGCCGGCCCUCACCCAGUGGCUUCCUGCGCACCCCGCGCCUCACCGUCGCCUUCACCUUGCUGUGCGCAUACGCGUGUCUUGCUGCCCUGGUCACCGCCUCGAGGCAAGAGCGGCUCCCGUGGGCUCUGGGCGCCCCCGACGCGGCCUAUAGGUCCUUCCAGACGGGUCUCCUGUGCACCCUGCUGGUGUCUCCCGCGGCUCAGCUCUUGUCGCUGCUCUUGAGGCUCGGCCAGGAGCCCAGCGGGCCACGCCAAGUGAAGCCCCGCCUGCCCCCGAGGAGGGCGCCCAUGGGGGCAGCACAGGGCCCUAACUCCCAUGGCAGGACACCAGAGGCUCGGAAGAUACACAAGCGUAACACUCUCCCUGGGUGCGCCAGGGCCCGCAGAAGGGCGGCAGGCGGUGACGGUGCAGGCGGUCCGACCCCAGAGCUGGAGGCCUGCGGAGCUGACCCCCGCCAGCGGGCCGAGGGGGAGGAGGGGGCACAAGUCCCCACCAGUGGGUCUGGACGACUUGCUGUGCUCCAGUGGCCGAGGGCACCACCGCCUUGGUCAGGCAUCGCAGCGUGGGCCACUUGCUGGAUGGUGUCUGUGGCCUGUGGCUUGGGGACGGCAUUUCUGGGGUACAGGUUUAACCCAACACAAUGCACACAGUGGCUGCACCUGCUGACCCUGUCCGUGCUGUGCUGUGUUUUUGUCACCCAGCCACUUCUGGUCGGCCUCGUGGCCUUGGGCUUUGCCUGGAGAAAGAGAGACGACCCACAUUUCUUCACCGAGUCUCUGCGCGAGGCCACCAAGGACCUGGGCUCUGAGCUGGAAGGACAUGUAAGGUCCCCCAUGGCCCACCGUGCAAGCCAGAUGGAGGAGAUGGUGGCUGCCCGACAGCGAGCACGCCGCCUGCGCUGGGCACGUCCACCGUCCGCGGCCCAGCUCAGCGUCACCAGGGAGAGGAUGAGGAGAGAGACCCGGACGCGGGUGGCCCUGAGAGACAUUUGCAUGUACACCCUCAUGCUGCUCCUGCAUUGGCUUGUACUGUGUGGGAAAGUCUCCCAGGAUGAAUAUUCCCUCAAUCAAGCUAUCCGGAAUGAGUUUGCAAGGAAUGCCAGGAGCUCCUCCGGUGGCCUGACAAGUGUGGGGGCCUGGUGGGACUGGAGUCUGACCACACUGCUGGAUGGCCUGCAUGGGCGAGGCGCCCACACAGCCGGCGUGCCACGUGCUCAGCCCGGAGCCCUUGGCGGGAAGUGCUACCUCAUGGGCGCUUUGGUCAUUAAACAGCUGAGAGCUUCCUCUGACAGAGAGUGCGAGCUUCCCAGCCCACCUUCAGUGCUUACUGAAGACUCUCCUCCUACACGUAGCCCCCAAGUGGGAGCUACCGACACCAGCUCUGUGACAGAUCCAGCCAUCCAGGGAGUGGCUGCAAGUGGCCCCGGGGACUACGGGGCGAGGGAGCACUGGGUGCUCAGCCUGGGCAGCACAAGGGCGGCGGCCCACGCGGCCCUGAGCGGCCUCAGGGCCAGCAGGUGGAUAGACUGCAGCACCAGAGCCGUGUCCGUGCACUUCACUCUCUAUAACCCUCCGACUCGACUCUUGUCCAGCGUGUCCCUGCGCGCCGAACUGCUCCCUGCAGGGGGCCUGGCCCUCUCCCCGCUGGUGGAGUCGGUGGCCGUCUUCCACAGCGACUCGUCCCGGUGGUACCGCCUCACACUUCCUGAGCUGGUCUUCCUGGCGCUCAACCUGAUCGGCCUGUGUCUGCAUCUCUCCGGCAUGGCUGAGACGGGCGUCCGCAGCUACUGGCACAGCCCGGGGCGCUGGCUGGAGCUCACCGUGGUUGGAGCCGGCCUCGCCUACCACGCAGCCUCCAGCCACCUGGUCACUCUCACCGGGGAGGUGGCCGACCACUUCCAAAAGGGACUUUUCCACGAGUUUCUAGACCUCAGUCUUGUGACUUCAUGGAAUCAGAGGGUGUCGUGGCUGCAGGGGACCCUGUCAUUCGUCCUGACGCUGAAGUGCAUCUGCCUUGUUGGUGUCCAGACACCGGUGGCGUCCUGCUCCUUCCUGACACGCCGCUCUUUCGCUGGCGUCUUCGCGGCAGGGCUGGCGGGCGUCCUGAUGCUAGCAGCCCACUCCCACCUGCGCGCAGCACCGCCUGGCACCUUCACGGACGUCUCCCAAGGCCUGCCGUUCCGUUUUCCAGGAAGACGCCAAAGAGACACGUUCCCCGGUCUUUCCAAGUCUGACCCGUGGGCCCCGGCUUGGUGCUGUGGGGCUUUCUUUAUAGUAACGAGCACCGUGUGGUUGGGAAUGCUGAGAGGUUCCCUCAUGACUCUUGUUCGAAAAAGAAAAUCUUUCCAAAGCAAAUCCCUUGUGAGUCUAAAGGACGUGACUGCGUGCGUGUGGGCAGUGCCUGGCCUUGCUGGGACUGGAGCGGCCACAGGGGGAAGAGGCUGA